This is a messenger RNA of Vairimorpha ceranae, 939 nucleotides long. Its product is annotated as pseudouridylate synthase. The record is from RefSeq and is a predicted model, not a curated record. Gene Ontology annotation, molecular function: RNA binding; pseudouridine synthase activity. The coding region runs from base 1 to 939 and encodes 312 amino acids. Lineage: Eukaryota; Fungi; Microsporidia; Nosematidae. The transcript has a single exon. Gene Ontology annotation, biological process: pseudouridine synthesis.
AUGUCUGCUAGCUCAUCUUUAGUGUAUUUCCAUACAUUUCGCACAAAUGUAAAAGAAAGGUGGAAAAACAAAUCACUUGUUGAUGUAUUAGAAUAUGAAUUUAGAACACGAACAAGAGAAUAUUAUAUUGAAGCAAUUGAAUGUGGUGUAAUAACUGUCAAUGAUAUUAUUGUCAAGCCAUCAUAUAAAUUACAGUUAGUCGAUUAUAUAAAACAUACAGUGCAUAUGCACGAACCUAUAGCACCCGCAAUAAACACGAUUUCGAUGGAAAAUGAUUAUUGUGUCGUAUAUAAACCGGCAGGGGUACCUUGUCACCCCACUGGUGGAUAUCUUGAAUAUUCAGUUACAAGAAAGCUUUUUGGAGAUAAAAAAGUGGCUUGCGUUAAUCGUCUCGAUAUACCAGUUUCGGGUGUUUUAAUUAUAGCAUUUGACGAUUUUAAAAACACUAUGAUGAAAAUUUCUAAUGCCGUAAAAAUUUACAUUGCAAAAGUCAAAGGAGAUUUUCCUGAUUUUGUAAAUUGCAUUAAAAAAAUUUACUGUGAAGAAGGUAGAAGAAGGUUUAUCGACGAAAGGGGAAAAGAAUGCCAAACAUUGUUUCGAAAAAUAAAGUUUGUAGAUGGAUAUAGUUUUGUUGAGUGCAGACCGAUCACAGGUAGAACGCAUCAAAUUAGAAUUCAUCUGCAGAGUCUUGGAUUUCCAAUCGUAAAUGAUAUCAUUUAUGGUGAAUCAAAGAGAGAAAAUUUUGUUUUUGUGAAAAAUUGCAACGUUAAAAAUGACGGAGAUAAAAAAAUCAAUUGUAUAUUAAAACAUUGUAAAGGAGAAAAUAAUAGAAGCUUUUUAUCGCAAGAAAAUUUUAUUUGCCUUCACGCUUGGAAAUACAAAUUUAACGAAAAAUGGUAUGAAGCAAAAUUGCCAGAAUGGGCACAAACAAAACUUUAG